This is a messenger RNA of Effrenium voratum, 747 nucleotides long. Lineage: Eukaryota; Dinophyceae; Suessiales; Symbiodiniaceae. The record is from the annotation of a GenBank genome assembly.
UGAUGACCCUUGCUUCGUUCGGCGAGGCUAGGGCCGCAAGUUGCAAAGACUUCGCAGAUCAUGUCUUGCUCCCGCUAUGAUCUCCCUGGUCGGGAAUCAAGUUGAAAUGACAUGUCAAUUGUUCGUCCUGUUGGUACGCUAAUCUGCUACACGCGCUACACAAGUCGUGGAGGCUGCUGCAGAGUUAUGACAACCAACAGUCAAUCGAGCUGCUGUCGCCAAAGGCAAGAAGCGGAUAGACAGGCCACGGAGCAUUGUGUUUCAGAUCCUGCGGGAAGAAAUAGGUCUAUUGGGCAGUUGGCUGGGAGCGUGAUGCAAACUCGCUGCGUUCCAUCAGAUGUCAUUCAGGUGGAACCUUACGGGCCGUGUUCCUGAUCGCAGCCUCUAAGCACUUACAGCGCUCCCUUUGUGCGCCGACCAUGGGCUUUGGUGUCGUGGAACAGUGGCUGAGCCGCAAGACUGACUGGAUUUGGGAGGCAAGCAGGGAAGCAGGUAUUCUAUUCCACUUCGACUUCAGCCACCCGCCGCUGGGCCGGCGUCGGCAGCUGAAGGUACCGUUGCAGCCGGGCAAGGCGCAUGGCAUCGCGCCGUGGUUUGACGCGGAGCUGUUCGGUGAGGUGCACCUUGUCACGGCUCCAGGGGCGGAGCCGCGAGGGCAGGGGGUGCUGUGCUUCACGGCCCCAGUGGAAGGAAUCCUUGCGUACAGACCUUGAAGCGCAGGCAGCAAGAGAUUCAGAUCAUUUGUGA